This is a messenger RNA of Hyla sarda, 5161 nucleotides long. It is a transcript of the gene FLCN, whose product is annotated as folliculin. Gene Ontology annotation, biological process: negative regulation of transcription by RNA polymerase II; positive regulation of TORC1 signaling; positive regulation of transforming growth factor beta receptor signaling pathway. The transcript is spliced from 12 exons. Lineage: Eukaryota; Metazoa; Chordata; Amphibia; Anura; Hylidae. Gene Ontology annotation, cellular component: cytosol. The coding region runs from base 125 to 1858 and encodes 577 amino acids. Gene Ontology annotation, molecular function: GTPase activator activity. The record is from RefSeq and is a predicted model, not a curated record.
GGAAGUCAGUGACUGUCAUGUGAUGUAAACAUGGCGGAUUGACAGGAUGACGACCUAUGCGACCAUAGUGGCGGCCAUCGCUGAUCGUUCUACAGGGUGACCCCCUGACCCCUAAAGGGCAACCAUGAACGCCAUCGUAGCGCUGUGCCACUUCUGCGAACUUCAUGGACCCCGCACCCUGUUCUGCACUGAAGCGCUGCACUCGCCCCUCCCCCAGGGGGCGACCUACGGAGAUAGCCUGGGACAGGGGGAGCAGGUGGAGGAGGAAGAGGGAGGAAUCCAGAUGAGUAGUAGGAUCCGAUGUCAUAGCCCUGCGGAUGGCGCCAGUGCGGAGUCCAACAGCCCCAGGCUCAAGAAAUCAGAUAUGUGCGAGGGCUGCCGGUCUUUGGACGCUGGCCACCCUGGCUACAUCAGCCAUGAUAAGGAGACUUCCAUUAAAUAUGUCAGCCACCAGCACCCCUACCACCCUCAGCUCUUCAGCAUUGUUCGUCAGGCCUGUGUGCGCAGCUUAAGCUGUGAGGUCUGCCCUGGCAGGGAAGGGCCCAUCUUUUUUGGGGAUGAGCAGCACGGCUUUGUCUUCAGCCAUACGUUCUUCAUCAAGGACAGUCUCGCCCGGGGGUUCCAGCGCUGGUACAGUAUCAUUGUCAUCAUGAUGGACCGGAUCUACCUCAUCAACUCCUGGCCCUUCUUACUGUCCAAGAUCAGAGGGGUCAUAGAUGAGCUUCAAGGGAAGGCAUUCAAAGUGUUUGAAGCAGAACAGUUUGGGUGUCCACAGCGCCCCCUUCGGAUUAACACAGCGUUCACACCAUUUUUGCACCAGAGAAAUGGCAAUGCAGCCCGAUCCCUGACGUCACUCACCAACGAUGAUAAUUUAUGGGCCUGUCUGCACACAUCUUUUGCUUGGUUACUGAAGGCUUGUGGUUGCCGUCUGACCGAGAAGCUGCUGGAGGGAGCCCCAACAGAGGAUACUUUGGUGCAGAUGGAGAAGCAGGCAGACCUGGAGGAAGAGAGUGCAGCCCAGGAGUGUCAUGAAGAAGAGGAGGGUCAGCCCCGACCCCAGUCUGAAGUCUUGGAGGGAAGAGAACUGUCCAAAUGUCAUACAGAAUCCUCAGCCCUUUCAGAUUGCAGCUGGAACAUUAGGAGGACGGCUGUUUUCCGGUCUCUGCGGCACAUGAGACAGGUUCUCGGUGCAUCUGCCUUCCGCAUGCUGGCCUGGCACAUUCUUAUGGGAAACCAAGUCAUUUGGAAGGGACAGGACCAAGACCUCAUUCAGUCUGCAUUUGAUGUCCUGCAGGCCAUGCUUCCUGUGGGCUGCAUUCGGGUCAUCCCUUACAGUGAAAAAUAUGAAGAUGCCUACAGGUGCAAUUUUUUGGGACUGAGCCCCCAGGCUGAGAUCCCUCCACAUGUGCAGUCCUCUGAAUUUGCCGUCAUGAUUGAUGUCCGCACGGCUCCGCGUUCCAACCUGUACCCGGUCCUAUUCGUGGACGACGAGCCGCUCAGCAAGUAUGAAUUUGUGGUGACCAGUGGGAGUCCAGUGGCCACAGACAGGGUGGGAUUGACCAUCCUGAACAAAAUUGAAGCUGCUCUGAGCAACGAGAACCUUUCUAUGGAUGUGGUGGAGCAGUGCCUGGUGUGUCUGAAGGAGGAGUGGAUGAAUAAAGUGAAAGUGCUUUUCAAGUUCACCAAAGUGGACAGCCGCCCCAAAGAGGACACGCAGAAGCUGCUAGGAAUUUUGGGAGCCUCGGAGGAGGACAAUGUAAAACUGCUCAAAUUCUGGAUGACCGGCCUCAGCAAGACCUACAAGUCCCACUUGAUGUCCAGCGUGCGCAGCCCAACCUCAUCUGAGUGCCGCAACUAACACGGAACACCGGAGCCUUUAUACGAAAAGAAUUGCGCGGCGUACAGCAGUAUUUGAGGAUGGACCUGUGUAAUGUACAGCGCCGAGGACCCCGCCAGCAGAGGGCAUUGUCGCUCACUUGUCAGGAUCUUUGCAGCUGCAGACAUGAUAUCAAGACCUGGAAUAGAUGGAACCAGCUAAAGCAGCGUUUCCCAAUCAGGGUGGAUCGGGCUGUUGCAAAACUACAACUCCCAACAUGCCCGGACAGCCAACGGCUGUCCGGGCAUGCUGCGAGUUGUAGUUUUGCAACAGCUAGAGGCACCCUGGUUGGGAAACACUGAUCUAAAGGAUGUACCAAUGUCACAUCUACAUCCUGCUGUAUCCUAUGCGAACAACCGCUAGGACCUGCUUGCCUGUAUGGACGCUUACACAUAAGCUUCUACUACAGUCUAUCAUAUAAUGAACUGGAAAGACUUUGAGGGCACCAUAAAGAGGAUAGCCUGCACAGCGCCACACCUGUCAAAAGAUCGCUUGUGGUAUUGCAGCUCAGCUCCAUUCACUUCACUGGAGCUAUAACUGCAGUGCCAAGAACAACCUGUGGGUACAUCUGGUGGCGCUGUUUCUGGUAGAGAGUAGCCAUGUUUACGUUUUUAAAGGGAACUGCUGUAGUAUGCAUGGGGUAACAGAGAGCAAUGCAUUGUGGUAGUAUGCACCUGGACGUAUUGGGUUUCUUGCACCCCGUGCAGAGCCGUAACAGUGCAUCGCUGUACUACAACUUUUCGUAGUAUCUCCUAUGAUAUUUCGUGGAGAUUCUGUGCGGGAAAAAAAACAACUAUUUCCUUUCUGAUUUCUUCAAAAAAACAGCGCCACCCCUGUUCUCAGGUUGGGUGUGGUAGUGCAGCUCAGCUCCAUUGAAGUGAAAGGAGCCAAGUUGUAAUGCCGCCCACAGCCUAUGGACAGGGGUGGUGCUGUUUUUGAAAUGAGCUCUCCUGGAUAAUCCUUAAACUGACAGCAGAAGGGGCUUAAAUGCCAUCUGUUUCCAAUGGCAACCAGUGGAAAAGUCAACACAUACAGAAACUCUAAAACAAAGAAUUUAUUAAAAAGUUAACCAUGAAUCUUUUAUAGCCGGAGGGGGGUUAACACUUUUUACAGUUUCCGCAGAAUAAAUUUUCUUCCCAUAGCCCUGGGUAUGUGUGAAUUUCCUGAUUACAAAGGUGGGUGCGAACGAUGAGUUCACAUAUUUUUUCGAGCGUAAUUCUGCUUCGGAAAAUCUGGUGCGGCGGCCUCCUAUUGUUUUCAAUGGGAUUCUGCUGCACAAUUUGCACUACGGAAUAUCCUUGCCGGACAUUCCUCCAUGAAAAUUCCAGACACCACGGAAAUGCAUUGCCGGAGACGACACAUUUCUGAGUGGUCCUAGCACUGGCUUGUCUCGCUGCCCACAAAAUCUCCGCUCUCUGGGCGGAGAUUCUGUGGUGUGUCUGGGCCCUUACAGCGAAGUACAGAAGAUGUCGUCUAUGCUACGUUGAGACCUUCUCUUACAUCAGCCCUGUUCUCUGAAUAUGACUGUAUAGCUCGAAGUCUUAGGGCCCAUUUACACUACAUAAUUUUCACACACUGGCAAAUUUCGCAGUGUGAAGCCAACAUUGGUGUCAAUGGGAUUUCUGCUGACCUGUUCAUGGCGCAACAUUUUUUGGUGGAAAUUAGGCAAUCUGGAUUUUGCAGAAAGAUUAAGCCUGUUCAAUCUUAUUGCAGAAUUCUGUGGCUGAAUCCCAUUUGUUCAGUGGGACUUUUUUUUUUUCCUUUCUCCCUAACGCCUAUUUCUGAUGUCAAAUUCAAUGUUAAAUAAGCGCUGAUUCCAUAAAUGUGCCGGCGUGAUUCUAUGCAGAAAUUUCCUUUAUGUAAAUGGGCCCUUAGGGCUGGUUUACAUUGCAGUUUUGUUUAAUGUAUAUAUAUAUAUAUAUAUACGUUUUUACACUUAUAUACUGCAUUUACAGAUGCCAAAAGUGAGGGUUGUAAUGAUGAUGGGGAAGAUUGAUCAAGACUUGUGAAGAGGAAAUAUUGAUCAGUUGCCCAUAGGAACCUAUCAGAUCGCUCCUUUCAUUUUUGAAAAAGCCUCUGUGGAAAAAAGGAAGGAAUCUGAUUGGUGUGGGCAACUUGUCAACUUUCCCUCAGUACAGGUCUUGAAUCUCUCCCGAUGUGUGUAAAGCCAUUACCAUUGCUCUACAAACAAAUAAGGUCUGGCACAAGGAUGGCAGUAAAAAGCUGCGUUUCAGACCCCUUCCAAGAUCCUUAGUCAUGGCAUAACUAAGGACCCUGCGAGGUCUGAAACGUGUUGGUGUUACUUGCUCCAUGUGAAGUUUUUUCCAAUAACGAUCUCCAAGUAUUUACUGCCAUCUUGGUGCUGGACCUUCUUUGUUUGUGGAGAUUGGAUAUGCUUCUGAUCAGGCCCGAGCACAGGCGUGGCGGGUGGAGGUGGAAGUGGUGUGUUUUUGUUACUGUAUUACCAUUUCUUUGGUCAUAUGGGUUGACACUUCAUCUUGGAAGCCUGGUACACCAAGACGGUGCCGGAUCGGGGGCAGUGUUGAUGUGCACCUCGAUGUGUUUGUCCAAUUGAUGCAUAAUGUGAUAUAUGAAUCCACAUGAUAUGAAAUAAUGUGAAUUUGUUUUGCACAUUUUGAUCAGUUACUGUGAAAAUGUCCUCAUUCAUUCGGACUGGUACUUAGGUAUGCAUACUAAGGCGGGGUUCACACUAGCGUUACAGGCUCCGUUGCUAGUUCUGUUAGAGUUGACAGGAAUAGCGUAGAAUGCAACACUAUACUUCCAAGACACCAUGGUGGAAGCUGAAAGACCCUAAUAUAAGUCAGAGCGAUCUAUCAGGUCCUACACAGGCGCAUGGUUUCCAUUAUGAUUAAAAUUGGUUCUCCGCUGUUUAUAAUGUACUUUUGUGAGAAAUUUAUAAUAAAAUUGCAACUUUUUGACAAUCACAACAUCUAAAAUGGGGAAAGAGAAGCGAGUUGGGUGCCCACAGCGCCAAUGCUUAGUGACAACUGCAGUAACGAAAAUGGCGCUCAUUUGUACCAAGUCUACUGAUGGCGCGAUCUGAACCCUAAAGCACAAAAGUUCCAUAUUAUGUGCUCAAUUGGCAUCCGUAUUCUGGAUAACAGCCCUGAUUACACGACCUGACAAAUAUGACUGGAUUAUGGAUGCAAAAAUGUGCAUUUUCAUACUUGUGCACAAUAGGCCUAGAUAUGGCAGAAAUGGCACCAUCUCUUUGUAUAUGUGGGCCAUUGCGGUUUACAGUAUGACCCUAUCCAUGUCUCAUUA